GGAGUCGCAAAGCCUCUGCCAUGCUUUGAAGUAUGAAAAGCGUCCGUUGUUCUCAUAGUCUAAGAGCCGUUGAAGUAGAAGAUACAGGCGAGAUGGCAUCUCAACCCGUCAUCGGGAUUGACCUGGGAACCUCAUUUUGCUGCGUGGCAAUCUACCGCGACAACAAAGUCGAGAUUGUGCCCAACAAGGUCGGCCCGCGUAUUACGCCUUCCUAUGUAGCCUUCGAUGCAAGGUCCUGUUAUACGGGCGAGGCCGCGAUGAUGCGAGCAGCGCGAGAUCCCAAGCAGGGCGUUUUCGAAGUCAAGCGGCUUAUGGGGAGAUCCAUCCACCACCCGAAUGUCGAGGAGUACAAGAAGGCUUGGCCGUUCGAAGUUGUGGCGGGACCGCGCAACGGAGUCCGCAUCAAGAUUCCCCGCGUUCCGAGCAAAUUUGGCGCGGGAUUGUUCAAACCGGAGGAAAUCUCCACUAUUUUGCUGAGGGAAAUGAAGGAGAUUGCCGAGACCUUCGCGGGCGAAUUGCCAAUCAGGGAUGCUGUGAUCACCGUUCCCGCCUACUUCAAUAACAGUCAGCGGGAAGCGACGAUGGACGCAGGGCGUGGAGCGGGGCUCAACGUGCUGCGACUGAUGAACGAACCGACGGCGGCGGCCGUGGCUUACAGACAUCAACGGCUGAUAGGGGAGGGGGGCGCGGGAAGGAAGAUCAUGGUAUUUGAUCUGGGCGGCGGGACGUUCGAUGUUUCCAUCAUGGCGGUGGAUGGAUCAUGCGCGGAAGGCGGCUUUGUCGUCAAGGCGGUCGAAGGCUGUUCGGACCUCGGAGGUGCCGAUUUCGACAACAGGCUCGUUAGCAGGGUGGCGGCGGAGUACCGGCGACAGAAUGAUCGCGACCUGCUCGCCGAUCCAAGGAUUCUGCCGAUACUCAGAGAGAAAGCUGUCAUGGCGAAGCACAUUCUGUCUGACGCCGCGGACACUGUAAUUGAACUAUACUGCAGAUCAAUAGACUUUACUAUGAGAAUAGAUCGAUGCGAGUUUGAGGCGCUUAACGACGACCUAUUCGAGAAGUGCAUCUCCACUGUCAAGAAAGCUCUUCAAGCGGCAGGGCUCACCAAACAUGAGAUCUCCGAGGUGGUUCUGGUGGGCGGUUCCACGCGAAUCCCAAGGGUCCAAGAGCUGCUGACGAAGUUCUUCGAUGGGAGAAAGCCGAUAAAGACCGUUCAUCCUGACGAGGUCGUCGCGUACGGGGCGGCGCUGCAGGCGGCCGUGCUGUCUGACCAAGUUCGAGCUGAGGAUAAGCCGGACAUAGCUGUGCACGAUGUCACGGCGAUGAGUAUCGGUGUGCUGGUCCAUCCAGGCGAAUUUAGGGUCCUCAUUCCCAAGAACUCUCGCAUUGAGGCGACGGCGGAGAUCGAAGGUAUUUGCUCGAAGGACUACCAAACAUCGGUGGAAUUCAAACUGUACGAAGGGGAGCGCGCUUUGUGCCGACAGAACCGUUUUCUGGGCGAUUUCAAGCUGGAGGGCUUCACCCCGUCGCCAGCAAAUGGAAGACCGGUGAUGAAACUUGUCCUGAAGGUCGAUUACGACGGCAUUCUCGAUGCCACAGCGCACGCGACUGCGGAUCACGAAGAGCGUGGGAGGACGGUGGGGCUAAGGGUCAGCGUUGGACAAGGGACGUUCAACAAAGAAGGGGCCGAUGCCGUAGCCAACGCCGCGUCAGAUGCGAACGCAGAAGAGGAGGACAAGGCGAUGCGGGCCGUCUUCCAAGCUCGACGAGAUCUUAGGACUCUUUUGUGGGAUUUACGGGACAGUUACUUUGCAAGGUUGUGUCGUUUUGAAAGAGACAGGGUGACGACCUUGUUGCGAUGGUUAGCGGCUGAGGAAGAUUACGCAGCGGCGGCGGCUUACGAAAGAUAUACUAUAGAGCUAACGAAUGUCAAAACGGCUUUAAUCUCUUGUGUUCGUGUUGAUUUGGGUGCUGUGCAUUUGUGCUGUGCAGUCGGCAAGAUCUGCUUCCGACAGGUUAGCAAAAGUUGCAUAUGCUUGGAUGGUGAUGGGGUCAAUGUGAUUGAAAGGGUCAAGCAGCCAAAGCUUGUUGUCAUAUCUGCUGCUGAUGCUUUCAAUCCACCUGAGUGUUUGGACCGGGGGUUGGGCAUCUCACAGGUCUUGUGUUUCUUGAGUUUUCGUGUAAUGGGAUUUUAUUGUGAGGACAUUCUUGGAGGGAGACUUGCUAUAGUAAAGAGCUCCACGAGUUCCUGCUUGUACAUAGCCAUCAACUCCUUCCCCAUGUCGUUGUGGUACUGUCUUCGACCUCCCGGUCCUGGGUUUGCAACCACCGCCUUUCUUCCUUCCCUCACUCGAUUGAAUCCAAGGCCGGGCGGUGUGCCAAGCCGGACAGCUGAGAGGCUUCCAGACAUGCGUCUCACCGUUCCUGCAACCGAGGCGAAUAUGUCAGCCAGAGGACCAGUCCAUCUCCCAGAAGCGGGCGUCUGGACUGCAGAGGUUCCAGGUCUGUCCUGGGCAUGGGCCAUACUGCGUGUAACUGGUCUGUUAGUCCCUCCAGUACUUGGCUCACGAAAAACAACUCCAUUAGCCCUUCUAUUGUUAGCAGGGCCAGUGGGGGGAGGGGAAGGCGGUAGAGAAGGUGAAGGGGGGGGAGGAGGAGGGGGGGAUGGUGGUGGUGAGAGUCCGAGAGAGGAGGGGCCUGGGGGAGCGGCAGCAGUAGCAGGAACAGGAUGCAGUGGAGGUGGGCGACGAGUACAUCCGCCGUUGUUGACAUGCACGUCCUGUUGCAUAGCAGGAGCAGGUUCCGCCAGAGGUGCUGAAGGUGGGAACAUCCUUGCAUUCAGAGGCGGAUGUUUCUGAUGACGGGGCUGCUCUCCACGGACCGUACCAGCAUCAGGGCCAGUUCCAGGUGCAAGUGGCGGUGUAGUCCUGCUGCGCUAUGAGGCUUCAAACCUUUCCAUCAUCCCCAACAUGCGCUCGAACCUAGAAAUUUGUUGCGCCUGCUGUCUCUCCAUCAUCUUACUCUGUUCCAUUUGCGCCCUCUAAACAAAGUCAAGGUUCAUCA
Messenger RNA from Chara braunii, 3060 nucleotides. The record is from the annotation of a GenBank genome assembly. Lineage: Eukaryota; Viridiplantae; Streptophyta; Charophyceae; Charales; Characeae.